AUGGCAGACUCAGGCGGCUGGACAUCAGCCCAGGAAAAUGACUUUCCCAAUUUUCAAUCGAAUGACAGCUUCAAUUUGAACGAAGUUACUGGCAUCGAUGAUCUUCUGACAAAUUGCGAGAGUGAAUUGCUGAAGAAUGAGCUUUUCAGCGAUGAGGCUUUACUUUCCGAAUUGGAUGAGCCAAUGCCAGUUGAUGGAGAUACAUUUAAUUUCUUAAAUAUUAAUAACGAUGAGUUUAAAGACUUUAAAGAUCCAGCAAUCCUUGAGCCAUCAAACUCAAAUGUUAUGGUGACACAACAGACUGAUAGCACUACACCUGUUGCUUAUAUUCAGCAGGACAUUACAUCGGUGCCACAGAAUAGACCACAGAGAAUAGUAGCUUCGACAAAGCCUACAGUAUUCAGCUCGCAGUACACUAUACCACAAAAUGUGAAUUUUAAUGUACAGUCGCCGAAUGUUGUAACCCUAGCUCCUGUUACUCAACAGCGACAGCUACUUCUUCCAGCAAAAUUAAUUAAGUCAGAAUCUCUCGUGUAUUCAAAGGGUGGACAAACCAUCACAUCGACUCCUGUUCCACACCAAAUACAUACUCUUGUGAAUACUACAAAUGGAACAGUGUUAACUACCGGAAUACCUGUAGUAUUGGACACUGACAAGGUACAAAUUAAUCGUCUAAACACAGGCACACAUGUAAGCGUACCAAGAGUAAGAGAAGUGAAACGCAGUGCCCACAAUGCUAUUGAGCGUCGUUAUAGGACGUCGAUCAAUGAUAAGAUAAUUGAAUUGAAAAACAUUGUAGUUGGAAUUGACGCCAAACUGAACAAGUCGGCAAUUUUACGAAAAACUAUCGACUACAUCAGGCAUCUGCAGAAUUACAGUGCAAAAUUAAAGGCUGAAAAUAUGGCGUUGAAGUUGUCUGCACAACGGCACAAUCUUCGUGAUUUGUACCAACAAAUCCAGUGUGGAGAGCUGACACCUCCACGCUCCGAUUCGAGCGAACCAUCUUUGUCACCCGCACCUGCGCCGCCAUCACCACCAUCCCCGUCAUCGGUAAAGGACGAUCCAGAUGCGUUGCAUAAUUUACACCCUGUAUCAACUUCGUCCAUUGGAGGCAUGAAAGAUCACACUCGACUGACAUUGUGCGGAUUUAUGCUAUUAUUUUUAGCAUUCAAUCCUCUUGGUAUCCUCAUGAACAAUAUUGGAAGAUUCAAUUAUGAUUAUGUGAAGACGAAACUGGAUGGACGAACGAUACUCAAUUAUCCAGAUCAGCUAGAAUCGGACAAGCAACCGUGGAGCAAUGUUGUCCUCUGGUUUACUAAUCUAAUACUCUUGGCAAUUUGUCUCUACAAACUGUUACUUUACGGUGAUCCCAUUUUGCCUACCGACAGCAAAAUCUUUCUCGAAAUACGUCGUUGGAGACGUCAGGCCGAAUUCAACAUAUCCAAACACGAAUGCAAUCAGGCAUAUCGAGAUUUACAUCAGUGCUUGCAAUAUUUCGGUCGAUCCUUCCCGUUAUCACGUACGGAGGUUUUUCUCGCAACUACGUGGCAAAUAGUGCGGCAAACUCUUCACAAAUUAUGGCUGGGUAGAUGGGUCAUGCACAUCAGCAAGUGGUUGUCGGAGAAAUCAGAACGGCAACAAGCGGAGACAUCCGCCGUGGAAAUUGCCAUAGUUUACCAGCAUAUGCUCUGUCUUCGUAUGUCUGAAGGAACUAAAGAUUCAACGUUAUAUCUUGCUCUUUGCGCCGUUAAUUACGCGGAAACUGCUGGCGAGAGUAUGCCAAAAUCAUUUUUGGCGGAGAUCUACAUGAACGUCGCACUGUGUCUGAAACAGUCCUUCUUUCCAUACAUACACAAAUAUUAUCUGGGUAAAGCACGCGUUUUGCUAUCUUCUUGCGCCGUUCCCCCGAAAUUGAAAUGGAUUAUGACCGACGAAGGCGCUAGGUUCUUGGUAUCUCAAAAGUGGCAGUACAAGAAACAGUCUGACAGCGAGUUCACAUCACAGAACAGUCGAGCGGAUCCGUUGUCAUACGCGGCUCGUGCGUACAGGCAUCAUUUGAUCAAGCAAUGUCUACGUUUAUUGACCGGCACGGUUGGAGAAUGUCAUGCAUCCUCUGUACUUGAAUUAGGACGGAUGAUUAUGGCUUCUGCGGAAGUGGAAGCCUGUUUCCCGUGUGCCGACAAAAUUAGUGUAGCAACAUGCGAAGAUGAGAUUGGAUUAUGGUGGGGAGCUGUAAUCUGCGCUGCCGCGAGUUGGAGAUUGGGAGAGGAAGAUUCAAAGGCAUGGAGUAUUGUGGAAAGUAAAUUUCCCUAUGAGAAGAACUUCCAAGUUGGCGACAACAGCAGUAGCAGUCCAUUACCCCAUGCUGUUCUUAGUGUUCUCCAGGUGGCAAAAAAUCCUACAAAGUUAGUUUCUAUGCGUUUCAUUGAUCAGGCGGGAUUACUACUCGAGCAAUCUAUGGUGUACUAUCAUUGCAAGGAGCAAUCUUCGCAGCAAGUCUUGCUUACUCAAUUAUUGGUUUGUGAUUGGCUUCUCGAGAUACGCACAAUUCUUUGGCAAGAAAUGGAUGCAGAGCCAGAAAGAUCGAUUGCAAGCGUGUCUCUUGCUGGAUUCCAGCGUGAUUUGGCGUGCUUGAGACAAUUGUGUCAGCACAUCCCGUCUGUAUUGGCACGAGUAUUUUUAUACGAGGCUACAGCACGUAUCAUGGCCGGAGCAACACCAGUUAAGACUCAGAUUUUACUGGAUCGAAGUCUGCAUCACAGAAAUUCGCGUUCUUCAAUUAUAUGUGGAAAGGACCGAUCACAGGAGCAGAAUAACAGUGAGAGGGAGCAUGCGGUCGCGUUAUGUCUGGCAUGCAGGCAUCUGCCGACAUUGCUGUUAGCUUCGCCGGGUGAACGGGCUGGAAUGCUUGCAGAAGCUGCCAAGACGCUCGAGCGAAUAGGGGAUAGGAAACGUCUUCAGGAAUGCUAUAAACUAAUGCGACAGCUAGGCUCUGCAAUUACUGUUAAUUAAUGCGUCACACACACACACACACACACACAAAUUUAUAUAUAAUAUUUUUAUGUUUUCGAACUUAUUGUCUGUAAGCGUUACAUAAUUAAGUUAUAUAUACUCAUUGAACUGUCGGCUUUAGAUACACUUUUCGGUUUGAUUUUUACAAAUGAUUAUUUUUUUUGUUAAACUAUUAUUAAAAUUUUUUUUUCUUAUAUUCAUGAUUACUGUCGCUCUUGGGUCAGAGUGUUGCACGUAUUACUUACGUCUAGCAGCCCGUCAAGACGCGAACAAGGAAGAAAUUAUGAACACGAAAGAGAUCGCGACAUAACUGGAAAGAGUUGUCUAAAUCCGAUUGUACUAAACAUUGUACUCAUUAUAUAUAUAGGACAUUUAUGCAAUAUUUAUUAUUGUGUAAUAUUAAACACAAUUUUUCGCGUUUAAGAAGCCGCAUUAUCGAAAUUGCUCCACCUGAUGAUUAAGAGACUUUUGAUCGCCAGUUCGGAUCUGGCAUUUAUUCUGAAACUGUAGGUUUAACUGAGUCCACUGUUGACAGUGGAUUGGAGCUUGUGUGAAAUUUCUCUCUGGUUUGCUCCGUUGCUGUUCAUUGCUCCAUACGCAUACAAGCUUAAAGAAUUUCUUACUCCAUUGAGAUAGCUAAAAUCUUAGCUAGUCUGGGUUACUGGCUUUUCUUCCUGCCGAAGUUUUUUAUUUGUAUGUGCUGAUCGGGCUAUCUUAAACUCGGGCGGACCCACGUGCUGAAUUCUCUCUCUGAGAUUGUUCUGGAUCGUCUACUGAAAUUGAAGAUUUACAUUAGACCUGUCCAAGUUAACCUCCGGAGCCAAAACGCAAAGCCAUCGAUGCAAAAAAAAUCAAUAUGAAUAAGAUUUCAGGAACGUAAAAUGUCGAUAUGUGUCUGAGUGAUCACGCUUAUCAACACUUUACAGUACCUAAAAUCUUACAUUGAAUUUUUUGGCGUCAAUGGCUUUGUGUUUUGGUUCUGGAGCUCAAAUUGGACAGGCUUGAUCUAUAUUAAUAGAAGAAUAGUGUUAAUGUUAUAUAUUAUGAGUAAUUUUAUA
This is a messenger RNA of Trachymyrmex septentrionalis, 4070 nucleotides long. It is a transcript of the gene SREBP, whose product is annotated as sterol regulatory element-binding protein 2. Gene Ontology annotation, cellular component: nucleus. Gene Ontology annotation, biological process: regulation of transcription by RNA polymerase II. The record is from RefSeq and is a predicted model, not a curated record. NCBI's taxonomy places the organism in Eukaryota, Metazoa, Arthropoda, Insecta, Hymenoptera, Formicidae. The coding region runs from base 1 to 3012 and encodes 1003 amino acids. Gene Ontology annotation, molecular function: protein dimerization activity; DNA-binding transcription factor activity, RNA polymerase II-specific; RNA polymerase II cis-regulatory region sequence-specific DNA binding. The transcript has 8 exons.